UUGAAGAGUAAAGGAUGCAAGGUUUUGUAAGAGUACUCGGUAUCUUAGCUACAGCAGCAGUGCUAACUGGGGCAGCAGCAUUAGGGGGGAAAGGGGGAGGCAAAGAAAAUAAGAACAAUCGUCCAAAAGAAGAGGAAAAAGAUACAGUUGCUCGUAUCGGAGAUGUUAUCGCUGAGGCUGUUGUGCAGUCCCAGGGUUUGAAUGUUGAUCAAUCUAGUACUGGAGGUGUGGAGAGGGUUGUAGGACGGAUAGAUAAUGAACCUUAUCUCAAUACUUAUCAGAUAAAUCAUAAACCUUACUCAUGGAAGAACCAAGGAUUGGAUAUCAUCGGUAUUACCGGAACCACGAAUGAUCGACCUGUUUUGGGAAAUCUAGCUCAGUACGGUGAUAGUGUAACUACCCCUGAGGAACUACUAGAUCUAUGCUGUCAAUAUCCAGCCUGUUACGAUCCUCUUUAUGAACUCUGCAUAGAUACUUGCAGGAAAUGUGAAACUGUUUACCCUGUUACUAGCUGGUUACCCUGCCCUCCUCUACUCAAUAUACCAGACUGUACCUCACCUACACUCUCAUAUACGGGUGCUCUACCGCUUGCCUGUUAUCCUGAUAUUGGUCCGUUUGGAAAUAUUAUUCCCCUGGAAAGUAUUUUAGCAGCUAGCCGGGGAUUCCAGGGUGGAGCCAGGAACGGGUUGACCGGUGGACAAGCGUAUAGGAGCAAUAUCAGGGACACUAAUAGGAAACAGUGUUCAGAGACAGGAAUAUGUAGGAGCGCAGCAGUAGAUAGUAGGGGACCCUGGGGUAGAUAACAGGGACCCUGGGGUAGAUAACAGGACCCUAGGGCAGAUAACAAAUGUGGGCCGAGAACUGCGGCCAAUUAAGCUGUUUUUAUGAUAUUUUAUUCAUGAUGAAUAAAGGAAAAAUAAAAAAA
Molecule: messenger RNA, 925 nt
Organism: Eurytemora carolleeae
Lineage: Eukaryota; Metazoa; Arthropoda; Copepoda; Calanoida; Temoridae
Exons: 6
Coding region: 15-803 (262 amino acids)
Source: RefSeq, a predicted model, not a curated record